AUAAACCUCUAUGCGUACACAGCAUGGUAAUCUGCUAUGCUAAUGCAGAUUAAAAAGAAUUGUCAGAAGUGCAAAUAUUGGCGUGUUAAAAUAGAAAUUCUUCCAACACGAAUCACAAAUGCUUCGCGAACAGUGUUUUGAUCGGACCGGAAAUUCCUUUACCUUGACGCGCUUGACGAUACUAACGGGAUUGCCGCGGUUUUAAUCUCGCACCUAUCGCGCUUUUAUAAGCCUUGGGUUAUGAUCGUCAGUUUCACGCACAGCACAUACACUCCGUUAGACGAGGGAAAUCAUAUAACACCACCAUUGAUGAAAAUUAUGAGAGUGACACCAAUGUGAACGUUGACUCUUCGUUGCAGAAUCUCUUAUAAGGUAAAACUGACCGAUCGAUCUAAUUGGGUGGGAAAUGAAGGGAAGAGUAGUACCCUUCUUGUAAAGUGUGCAUUUUAUUUCCUUUUUUUGCGUGUUCGAACGGAACCACCGAUGGACGUAUGGACGGUUUUCCGUUAUGAACCAUAGACUCGUCAGGAUCGGUGCUUAAACAUGAAACACAAGAACGCCAACAGGGAGCGUCCCUGUCCCAACCCGUAACGUCAACCUAAGGAGAAAAUGCUAGGGUUCUUCCAAGUGUCCCAUGAUCCAUGUAUUUUAUGCUGUUACGUUCGCGUGAUCGAUCGUACGCGACCCGCGUUCGAUCGCGUUUAGAUGGGCGAAUCGAGGAGUGAGAGUAAAGUCGCGAAAGAAAGCGCCUAGUGCAGUGCGUUCGCUAUGAAGAAACCGGGUAGAACGAACGUGAAGGAGAAACGUUCCGUUCGGUUUAUGUGUUGUUUACCGUACGGCGAAGAAAUCGAAACGACGACUAAGAGACGAGCGUGCGACGAUGUUUGUUUCUCAGUUGCGCGCAGCGUUUAACGCCAAUCAGUUCUCGAUUCGAUCGCGUUGCGUAAACGUCGCGUUUUCCGUUGCUUUCCGUGUGCCCGCUCAUCGUUCGCUGGUCAGAAGUUGUGGAUGAUGUGUUGCUUUUUUUCUUGUGUGAAAAUUUACCAACAAAAAUGAAUUUAUCUCUGUUUUGUUAGAUAUCUUACCUGAACGCCAUUACACCAACGGAUUUUAAAGUGCGUUUACUUUUAUCCAGCCUACACGAGCCGCUCUCAAGGAUCGACAUUAAAUUGCCAAGAAAUGGAUUUCAAUUGAAGUUCAAUCAAUUCACGAUCGAACGAAGCAAAAAGGUUUUCAGUGGUUGUGUGUGAUGGUGAAGUGGAGCAAAACUCUGGAAUCGCUUUUCCGUUAAUGGAAUUGCAUGUGAAUUUUCAAUUGAUGGUUGAAGACUGAGGAGGAAAAACACACAAAUGCUCUGAUUAGUUUCGCGAAUCCAUGUUCAGUAAGAUGCGAAAAACAAAACGCGAAACGUGUUAGUGUUCGAUAUUGCGAAAUCGAUUAGCGGUUCUCCACCUUCGGCGUGUAAUAAGCGCAAAUGGGGUUGGAGAGAACAAAAAAAAACCUAACGCAUGCUUUGGAGAUGAUGACGAUCAGGUUGAUGAUGAUGAUGGUGGUGUCGAUCGGUGAAGAAUGAGCGUUCAUUUUCUUCUCUCGCUUCUUGAAUUCGAUACGUGGUGUGUAUCUUUGGGGUGACGGCGGGCGCGGUAUCGUUGGCGUUGGAGGAGGUGGUGGUAACUCUGGCGCCAACGCACUGCCAGUCGGCGUUGGGGUUGUGCGCGCGGUAUCGAUCAUCAAUGUUUGAUUCUGAUGCCGUUCUUUCCUUUCCAUUCUCUUUCUCCAACCUCCGCCCAUCGUGAUUGGGCUCGUGAUCCGUGAUUUUCCAACGCUACUCCAACACGGUUCUCCACCACGCGAUCAUCUUCGACCGCAUCAAAACGUGAUUUAGAACAGAUAUUCGAUUCUUGAGCGCCUAGUUCUAUUUCCACAACUCCACCUUGCCCCGAACACUUUACGAUUCCGAUUCUGUGAAAGGUAGCAAUCAGUUCAGUUGUGUGUACGUACUUUGUGCAUGUUUGUAGUGCGUCGUUGGAGUACAAGAGUCAAAACUUGGGUUGGACCACGACACGGGGCGGGAGUGUUGGGAAAUGAAGAGUGCCAGAACCAACAGGAGAGAGCGGGUCUCUUGCUAGUGAGUCGUCGGCGUCAGCGUCUUCGCCUUGUGUACGCCGAAUAUUUGUUUACUUUGUGUAUCGUAAACGCGGAACAGCAGCAGCAGCAACAACAUAACAUAACGCCGUCCUCAUCAUAUCGAGCGUUCGUUGCGCGCGCUAGAAAGAGGUGAUGAAGUUACAUUGGAGGACCUGGUGGAUCGCUUAGUAGUGGAGGAUACGGAUUUGUUUAUUUUGAUUGCCUUUCAUAUUGACAUUAGAUAUAUCUCACAAGAUUGGAGGUUUUUUUUUGGAAGGAAGAAAAAAAAGAAACGGCCAACAAAAGAAACAGCAGGCGCAAAAAAAAGUGCAUAAAGGAUGCCAAAUGGUUUACGGUGUGAAAAAUACACGAAAGAGUUAACUGAACUUUCAUAUUUUUUUUACCGAUUCGUGGACACUCCUUUGAGUCUGAUUGCAUGUUUGUGAUAGAUUCUAACCUUUUCCUAAUUUUCGCAUUGCAAAUCGACUGUGUCAAUGAACGCGGAACCGAGCAAAAGCGGUUGCUACAUUUUUCUAAAUCAUUCAUCAACCAAAUCAUCAGCUCAUCGAUCAUUUCAUUUCCUUCCGAAACGUUACCAACUGUGCGAAAUUUCGUGCCUGUUUCCCUUAUCGUCGAUCGGUUUAAAUUUUUCGCACAUUACCGUUCCCUCUAAUCGCGGUGCUUUCGCUUCAGUUUCUGCCAAAGUUCCAGUUUCAAGCAGACUUUUUUUUGUUGGGAAAGUAAAUCACGAUCAGUUUAGCUAAUUGGAAGCAAUAUGCGCAAAAUGCUCGCUGCUGUCCCGGGGGCACAUAUUUGUGGUGAUACAUACGACGCGAUACGACGAUGAUUUUGAGCGGCAAUAAAUCAUCUUCACCCUUGCACGGCUUCCAUAUUUCGGAAUUGGUAACUGGGCUUUAAGGGGUGGAAACCGCAAAUCUUGGUUCUUUAUCAUCACACUUGUGGGGCGGAAUCGAAUUGCAGCAGUGCGUGGCUGUUUAGGGAGGUUCUUUUUUUUCCUCUUCUGCUACUACUUUCCAUUUGCCAGAACAUCCUCUUUUUAAGAGUUCUAAUGUCAAUCCGUCUGUUCAGUGGCGCCAUAAAUUAUCAGUUAAAUUGUUAUGCUCGUUUUUAUGUGUGGAAUUACAAAAUCGAGAGUUAAAAUCGGAAGAAGCAGCACACACAAACAUGAUGCAAAAUUUGGCCUAUAUUGAUUUAAUAUUAUGUACUAUUAGGAGUACAGGAAGCUAUUUAAUUAUUUUCUUUUUGUAAAUAAUUUUGUUUUUUUUUUAAUUUUGGCUGCAAAAAUUGAACAACUUCAAUGUUUAUCUUAACUGUGAAAGGUCAUUGGUUUACUGUCACAGUUGGAAGACUAGGGUAGCUCCAAUUUGUUCCAGUAAUGAGAACCAAGUGAUGAUAACAUUCGUCGUUAAUAGUCCAGCAUUUGGUCAACUUUGUUUGGCAGCUUAUUGACCUAGUGGAUUUAUUGGCAAAAACGCGGAAGAAUCCAUCCCAACGUUUUCACAGCUGAUAACCCUGAAUGUAAUAAAAAUUUGUUCAUAUUUGAAAUUAAACGUUCGAUUAUACGUUACGAUUUGUACGCGAUGGUGCCUUUUAGUUGUGAUGUUGUUAUGGUUCUCUUUUUAAUUGCGGUACAAAUCUAAUUACGUAGGACAAACCAUUAUAAAAUAAAAACCUCUUCAUUAUAGCUAAACACACCCUAGUACUCUCGUGACGAUACCGAAUGUGAAAUAACAAAGAUGGGAAAAGCAAAAAUUUUUUUGUUUUUACCAAUUUUUAUAUCCUUGAGAUAGAAUGUUUACCACGAACAUUUAUCGUGUAAACGAUACACCGUACGAAUGAAGCGAUAAAGUUUAUGAUUUUGAACCUGUGCCUUGGGGCGAUGGACGACCUUUCCAAAUAUGAUUCCGACGUUAUGGUCGGAGUUUUGCAUCCUCCAAUAUCCGGUUUGUGGUGCCUGUAUCCCACGAAAAUGCGUGCAAAUGUUUACCAAAACAUGUCAUUUCAUAUGCUUAUCAUCGUAUGUUAACUGUUUGAUUGUCACACAUUUCUUCGUGGGUUUUUUUUUUCGUUUUGGUCUAAGUUUCCAAGAUGUAGCAAUAUAUUUUUGCAUAUUAUUUUUUUGGGGUUUUAUUUUUUUAAUCCAAAAUUUUAGAUUUUGAAUAUCAAAAGUACUCAAUUGAAGAUACAAAUGUAAAGUUUAGUUUUUAGGUAGUUUCUGUUGUAAUUUACUCUUCAAUAUUUUUGUAAAACGAUUCCAACAACAAAAUGUCUUCGGUUCAUUUAACGGGCGCAAAGAAUGUGGAAUUUUUCCUGCUACCGGGUUUUUUUUCUUUAAAAUUUAAAAAGAAAUAUAGAAACAUGUUAAGCAUAAUCUUCACCAUCAUCAUCAUCAUCAGUGAGCUCACAUCAUCGUUUGUGAUCGGUAUCGUACAGAUUGAAGAAAAAAAAAACGAACUGUCCGUUCGAGGUGAAAUCCAAUUAUCGUCGUGAUGGUUCACCUCAUUCUUAUUCGGGAUUAAAGCGAAAAUUAAAAAAAAAGAAGAAACAUUCCACAGGGUGGGAAAUAUUCUGCUGGUCGUGGAAGACACGGAAGAAAAGCAAGAUCCACGAUCACGUGAAUAAACCUGGCGUUCCCGGUGUUCGUUGAAGAGUGGCUGAAAAGGUGUUAUAAGUGAUAAUAAUCGUACCGAGCGAUAAUCUAAAUUUUCUCAAUUUGUUUCUUUACGAUUCGUACCAACCAGAUGAUCAGUCGUGUUCGCAAUGCGUGUAUAAAACUUCUGAACAGUUUGUUACAUUAAAUCAUUUUGCUUGAUUGACAAAGUAAGAAAACUUGUUGUGUUGAACGUGUUACGAGCGUUAAUGUUGCGUGCUUGUGUCGUGAUUUUAAGUGCUGCUGUAGUGUGAUUUUAAACUAAAUAAUUACAAGAAAAUAUAAUUUCUUCGAGUUUGUUGAAACGCUUCAACAUUGUAAAAUUUCAAUGCUUCAUUCACUGGAUUACAACACACCGUCGGGAGCAGAAAUGGCCAACUAUGGGAAUGAUUACUAUUUCACAAUGGACACCGACGAUGUGGAAUCCUCGAGCAGUAGCACAAUGUCGAGCCUAAACAGUCUAUUUUCCUUCACUAGCCCUGCAGUUAAAAAGCUGCUCGGCUGGAAGCAGGGUGACGAGGAGGAAAAAUGGGCCGAAAAGGCAGUGGACAGUUUGGUAAAGAAGCUCAAGAAACGAAAAGGCGCCAUCGAGGAACUCGAACGUGCCCUAUCCUGCCCGGGACAACCAUCAAAAUGCGUUACUAUACCGCGUUCGCUCGAUGGACGACUUCAGGUUUCGCACCGAAAAGGAUUGCCGCACGUGAUCUAUUGUCGGGUAUGGCGUUGGCCCGACCUUCAGAGCCAUCACGAGUUGAAACCGUUAGAAACAUGUCAGUAUCCAUUCAGCGCGAAGCAGAAAGAAGUUUGCAUAAAUCCGUAUCACUACAAGCGCGUUGAGAGUCCUGUACUGCCGCCGGUAUUGGUACCGCGCCAUUCAGAGUUUGCACCAGGUCAUUCGCUUCUGCCAUUCCACCAGAUGAACGAGCCAAAUAUGCCGCACAAUGUGAAUUACUCAAACACGGGCUUCAAUAAUUCGCAUAUGGGCGGUGGAGGCGCAGGUGGUGGUGGUGGAGGCGGAGGAAAUGGCGGUAGUGGUGGCGGGGGAGGGGGUGGUCCGAACUCUCCCAUUUCCUCACACAUGGGCCCCAACAGCCCGAUGUCGUCCGUAUCGAGCCCGGGACCUAUCAGUUCCAAUCCACAGAGCCCGUACGGGGCACUACCAGAGACACCACCACCAGCCUACAGUCCACCGGAGGAAGGAAAUACGGUCAGCGGCGGCCAGGAUGGUAACCAGAUGGACACGAAUCAAAUGCAUGGAGAGGUCGCUCCGGUUAGCUAUCAGGAGCCACCGUACUGGGCUAGUAUAGCGUACUACGAAUUGAAUUGCCGUGUUGGCGAAGUAUUUCACUGCACCAAUACUUCCAUCAUAGUGGAUGGGUUUACAAAUCCGUCCAACAAUUCGGACCGUUUCUGCCUCGGACAGCUGAGCAAUGUGAAUCGUAACAGUACGAUCGAAAACACAAGGCGCCACAUCGGUAAGGGUGUGCAUCUGUAUUACGUCGGUGGUGAGGUGUAUGCGGAAUGUCUUUCCGAUUCAGCCAUCUUUGUACAAAGCCGCAACUGCAAUCAUCAUCAUGGGUUCCAUCCGAGCACGGUAUGCAAAAUUCCGCCCGGCUGCUCACUAAAGAUCUUCAACAAUCAGGAGUUCGCCCAGUUGCUGUCACAAUCUGUCAAUCACGGUUUCGAAGCGGUGUACGAAUUAACUAAGAUGUGCACGAUACGUAUGAGCUUCGUCAAGGGUUGGGGAGCCGAGUAUCAUCGGCAAGAUGUUACCUCAACGCCGUGCUGGAUCGAAAUUCACCUGCACGGGCCACUGCAGUGGCUCGAUAAAGUGCUGAUGCAAAUGGGUUCACCUCAUAAUGCGAUCAGUUCGGUGUCGUAAGAAAGAUGAAAGGUCUCAAAAAUUACUCCUGCUCUACAUUUAUAGAAGCUGUCAUCUGGGGAGAAAGGCUAGAUGUGUGUGUACCUCGGUAUAAGAUAAAGUAGAAAAUCCACAAUUUGCACCGAACCUAAGGAUAACUAAUUGUAGAUCCAUCUAAUAACUAAUAGCAGCUUAGCUAUUAGGUAUGAAAAUGAAACAACUGGUCGAUGCCAUUGUAAAAGUAACGAGAAGAUUUCAACAAACAUAAAGCGAGAAAACCAGUAACUUCAGAGAGCAGCACGGAUGGUUGCUUUCUUAGCGACUUAUAAACUACAUAAGAAACUCUCGAUUUGUUUAAGAAGAAAUAGGAAACAUAAAUCAUUUGAACGCUUUGUUUCAUUUAGUAACGAGUUCGCUAUCAUUCACGUUUCUCUUUAUGAUAGAGGAUGAGUAAUUUCGAUGCUAGAGAGAAUACUUCGGUAAUGACCGCAGCUAGAAUAGAAAAGUGUUGGUAAGUUUCUUUGUAUGUUUUAAUCGUUAUUUUAAACUUUUGAUUUUAAAGCAGAUGACAGAAUAGAGAAAUUAGAUUCUGUUUAGUUUUAUACGUGAUAAUCAAACAUUUUAGCCAGAUCUGUGUACUAAAAUGGCAAAGCGCAGUAGUGUAGGAAACAUAAAUAUAGAUUGACGCACCGUCGUUUUAGCCGAUUGUUCCAUGAAGAGGAUUCUAGAUCAGGAUUCUUCAAAGGGUGAUUAAAAUUGCAUAAUAGUGAUGAUCCAGUUGUUACGGUACCGUAUACUUACGAUGUGCUGAGCGAUAAUUAGGCACAAGCUAUACAUUUUGCUCUCGCGAAGAAACGCGAAGUUAUUUUCUGAAGUUACACACAUUCUUUUACAUACUGAUCAAUGUCAUUAUGAUACACUUCAUUUGUGAAGUAAUGAAGAAUGACUGCAGUACCUGUGGGGUGAUUUUGUCCCCAAAAGAACGAACAACAAAACAUGUGCGCACUAUCUGCCGAUAUCUGUCGGAAAAGCAUGAUCAAUUGCGCGGUAUAAUUUUGUGAAGAGGAAAGUGUAAGCUCCAUUCACAAUCCAUGCUCUGGUUAAGUGCCUGCUUACCACAACUUCAGCGACAUGUGCGAUAAAUCAAGCGAGUGCAAUUUAUUUAACUGCGAGAUCCAUCAAGAGCAUAGUUUUUGAAGUGAUAUAAUUAUUCUGAUGCCAUCAAACAAUCGUGCAACUACAUUGAAUAUAAGUUUAAGAAUAACAAGAUGCAAUUUAUUGUUUAUAGUGGUGUAACGAAGGAACUUUUUGGGCGCCGUAUUGAAUAGCGAUUUGGCUUUGCUAAAUGUAUGCGAGGAAUGCUCUUACUGUGUGUAUGUGUGUCUUUAUGUUAUGUUUCUUUUUUUGUUUUGUUAGCAAAGUUUAUUCAGUUGCUAGUAGAGUUGAUGUGUUCGAUAUAAAUCAUUUUAUAUUUGGUUAAUCAUGCUUUUCACAAAGUUUUAUUAGACUUAAGGCGUAGUAAGAAUUAAUGAUUUUUUUUACAUACACAGAAAACCGUUUCAGCGUUAUGUUUUGUUAUUGCUUGUGCUUCCGGUUGAACUCUAAUGAGGAUUUAAUCCAUCGGACGAGUGCAAUAAUUCACAUCCCAACAGAUCGUACCGUUUACGCAGGCGGAAAAGAGUAAAGAAUGAAACAUUUUCAACUGAAAUAUUUUGAAAUAUCUAUAAUAUGCUUUUUCAGUAUUUUCCCACCAAACUUUAAAGCUCUUUGUCUCUCGAUCGUCUUUGAUGCUACAACAGAUACUUGUCACAAUGGAAAUGGUUAGAGCUUAAUGCAUGUUUCAAAAGAUUGCCUUUUUACUUCUUUAAUAAAUACUAUUUGUAUCAGAAUUGACUGAUAACGCCUUGAAAACAGUGGAUUUGAUCGUCGAUCAAUCGUACACGAUUAUUUGCCUUACGCAUGUUAAAGGUGCCUAUACAAUUGCAGGACAGAACCGUAUUAUAUGGUCGAAAGUUAUAUGAUUUCAAAGCAAAACGACACCUAAAACUAAACCAUUUGACAACUUUGUAAGACUUCUAGUUAAAGAUGUUCGUUAACGAUGUACAAUUGUGCCAAUUGUGCGUAGAGAAAAUGAAACAGCUAUGCCUUGUUAGGACAAAGAGAAGAAAACACGUUACAAGUUGUUACAUAUUAGAAAAAAGAAUGGCCUUUCGCAUAAAUGCCUUUGUGCUUUUUUGUAGACGUUAUGUAGUCGUACAUGCCAAGUAACAAGCAACUUGUAACAUAAAUGCGCCUUAUUUUCGCGAUAAAAACAAACAAAACAUAAUUUUUAACGUAUACCAGCUGAAUUUAGAACUAAAUGGAUGGAAUAUUAAACUUCCAUGCUGCAGUUACAUUGUUUUUUUUUGCGAAUUUUUACUUUCAUAAGCUUAAACUUUUGCAAAACAGACGCAAACGAUGGUUAGAAAAUGAAGAGGAUGGUAAGAUUGUAACACUGGCACCGAAAUAUAUUCGGACUAGCAACUAUUAAGUGUCGUGUUCGAUUGUAUUUUAGCGAAUUGUUUAUCCUCAUGCGUAUGUGUGUGUGUGUGUGUGCUUUGUGCCUUGAAUUGUGUUUGCGACUGUGUGUCCAUGUUUGCGUCUGUAGGUGUGAAUAAUUGAAUAAUCUUUAGAAGGUAAACUAAACUCAUAAGCGAAACAAUCAACUUUAACACAUAAAUCUUGAUCGAUUAGAAAGGAAGUAGCAGGAUAAAUUUAUAUAAAUUGAAACAAAAAACAAUAACAUGUACAUAAUAGACCGGCACAAUGAUUCUAUAGCAUUAUGCGUGCAUAACGGUCGUUAAUUGUAUUAAAAAUGAUAGAAAAACGUAAAAAGACGAUUAAAUAAAAUCUACUCAAAUCAUAAAAGCAACAGACAAUGUUGAACUAUAUUUUGCUCACUUAGAGAAUAAAGUAUCCUGUAAUGCUGACAACAAUUCAAACCGACAAGGGUUCAAACGUAAACAUGAUAACUCAUAUUUUAAAAUAGACGCGCUAAAAAUUUACCGUGAUAGAAGAACGUUGAAAAAGAUCUAUUGCAUUCAGAUAAAAAAAACACAUACACACACAAACAAUGUAAAGAAGAUGUUAUUUAAAGCAGCAUAUACAUAAACCCGGUCCCGACAAGACACACGCAGAAAAAAAACUUCAACAUUGCCGUUAUAUUAAAGAUUGUAAACUUUUAUAAACAAUUGUCUCAAUAAUGAAGAAAGCGAAACUUAUCACAAUAAUAAAGACAAACUGGUAAAACAACGACGCAGAACGACGUGAACAUAUGUCGAACCGCUGGACCGUGGUUAAAUAAAAUAGUGAACACAUAGUCGCCAUUCUGAAAAAUUCACAAUUUGCCCAACGAUUGUUACAACUAGAAUGAAAUUGGUGUGCGUGAGUGCUACGUGUUUGUGAACGGAAAUAAGAAUGUGAAUGAUACAAAAAUGGGAAACUGAAAACAAAACGAUGAUGUUACACUAUUAAAUCAAAUGAAAAAUGGAAUGAAAAAAGAAUCACACCCGCAAAAUGACAAUUGAUGCGAAAUCAAAUGAGAUUUAAAGAGAAGUACAUGAAAUGCUCAAUUGCUUUUUCGAUUACAUUUGGUCUUGCAGUGCAGUUUUUGAAUUAUGGUUAAUCGCACCUUCUCACCCACUUUGUUUUAUCAAAAUCAUAACAAAUCAAAAACAUGAAUUGUACGUCGGUAACGACUUCGUUCAACACACGUCCAUCACAUAUUUCAUUCUCAAACAAACUGUUCAUUUUUAGUAUGGGUAAAGCUGUGUCUAAGGUACGCGACAUUUGCGACACACUAUAUAGUGGGAUAGUUGUAUGGAGUGCAUCAAACCCCAGAAAUGGGAUGCAUAUUUUAGGACAUACAUGAAACAGAAUAUAGGAACGAUAAAGGAAGUGCGUUGCAUUACGAUUAGCAUAUGCUCUCAGUGUCAGUUGUCCGUUUUAAAAUUAUGCAUUAAAAUGGAAACACAUUUCAUAUCCUGCUCUCGCGUAACAGAGAAGGGAAAGGCUUUACGACUAAUCUCGAAGCGCUACCUUCAUAUUCAUCCUCUACACCUACCAUAGUCUUAGCUUCUGUGCCAUGUUGUACAGACGACAUCUAAACACAUACAUCUCAAUGAUCUCAAGCGAAAUAAAUAAAAUACUUAUUUUUGACUGUCCUGAUUUAAAGGUAAAAUAGUAAGCGACGUUUACGAAUCGGUUUCCCCAAAGAGAACUGAUCCCUGCAAUCAGAAGUGGCGGCGGAAUUGGCAAGAAAAUUAAUGAAAACGGUUUUUUAUCGUUUGUGUUUUGCAAAUGGAAAUCCGCUACUCGUUCCGGUUAAUUAUAAAAAAAAUACAUACACACGCAAGGGAGGAUUACAAAACUACCUGACUUCGAAAAGCGAGAAAAUGCCAUAAAUGAAGACGUGCUAGUAAGAGUGCCAGCGUGUGCGUAUUGUUCAUAAGCAUUAGUUUAGCUGCUCGUCGUUCGCAUUAAACCUAAAUUUGACACUUCCCCGAGAAAAAGUAACAAAUAAUGUACAGAUAAAGAAUGAAUCAGCGAAAGAAAAGAAGAAAAAAAACAA
Anopheles funestus (African malaria mosquito) is the source of this 11268-nucleotide messenger RNA. RefSeq names its product protein mothers against dpp (gene Mad). Gene Ontology annotation, cellular component: heteromeric SMAD protein complex. Bases 5127 to 6680 code for a protein of 517 amino acids. The record is from RefSeq and is a predicted model, not a curated record. NCBI's taxonomy places the organism in Eukaryota, Metazoa, Arthropoda, Insecta, Diptera, Culicidae. Gene Ontology annotation, molecular function: RNA polymerase II cis-regulatory region sequence-specific DNA binding; DNA-binding transcription factor activity, RNA polymerase II-specific; I-SMAD binding. Gene Ontology annotation, biological process: anatomical structure morphogenesis; BMP signaling pathway; regulation of transcription by RNA polymerase II. The transcript has 3 exons.